Molecule: messenger RNA, 2351 nt
Organism: Bursaphelenchus okinawaensis
Lineage: Eukaryota; Metazoa; Nematoda; Chromadorea; Rhabditida; Aphelenchoididae
Source: the annotation of a GenBank genome assembly
AUGGAACACCUGAAACAAGGAGAUUACUUAUACGCAAAAGGGGAUUUUGAGAAUGCUUGUGAACACUACAUGAAGACGAUAAACGAUGUAGAGCCUUCGCAUGUUAUCAAAAAGGUAAUAUUUUGUAAAAAAUUAAAAUUUUGAGUAAGGUUUGAGUCAAUAAGUUGUAAUGGACAGUAUUGGUUAUAUAUUUUAUUGUUAUCACACGAUUUUGAAGAUGGUUUGAAUUAUAAAUGUGUAAAACUUAUUAUCUUUAGUUUGUUGAUGGCUCUCGAAUUUCUCAGCUUUGUACAUACCUCGAACAUCUUCACAAAAAGCGGGUCUCUAAUGGUCAUCACUCCAUAUUACUCUUAAGUGCCUUGGUAAAGCAGAAUAAUGUUGAAAAGAUCACAGAAUUCAUAGAGAAAACGAAAGAAAGGAAUGAGUACGACUACGAGACGGCGAUUCAGAUCCUCAGAGAAGCAAAGCAUAACAAGUUCGCAUUGAGAUUGGCAAAGCUUCAGGGUGUUCUGGAGGCUUAUAUUGACAUACUGAUUACGGACUUCAAGGAUUAUGCAGAAGCUAUUGAGUUCAUCAGAAGUUGUAAUAUUACUGAUAAGACAAACUUCUUAACUCAAUAUGGCAACGAGUUGUUUAAGUUUAACAGAAAGGCUGUCACAGAACUGGUCAAGGUGGUCAUCAAUGAAAAUCGUAAGUUUAUGGAAGUGUUUAAGGUAGAAGUCGAAAUAUCGCUAUUUUCAGCUGCCAAUUCCAAGUUCUUGCUCAGAACUAUACUAGAAGAUGGAGAAUGUCUAGAAGAAGUGUGCAAAAACCCUGCGGGCACAGGUGUACUACCUCCAGACGACUCUUCUACUUGUGUCGCACUUCUGGAGCAUUUGAUAGCAAAGAUGAGUGAUGAUGACAAGAAGAAUCCGGAACAGCUGGACCAACUGUACGACUUGGUGAGGCCGGAUACUGUGAACGAUGCUAUUCAACUGGGCAGACAGUACAACGUACCUGCUCUUGUGUUUUAUGUGUACAGGAAGACGAAGAAGUAUGUAUUUAUAACAUUAUUUUUCAAAAAUUUGGCAUUGAUAUGAAUAUUAUAAUUUCGAUGUAUACUGAAUAUACUCGUGUACAUAUUAAUAUAUAAAAAAUUUUAGGACAGAAGACUUGCUACGGUACCUGCUACAAGAAGGAGAUCUAGAACAUGUGAUUGAAAUGUGUGAUGAGAGAUUACUGAAGAAUAUGUGGAUAGAACUGAUAACUCAUGUAGCCAAGAAAGAAGAUCUGGAUCCGGAUGACUUGAUUCGGCUACUUGAUAAGUAAGCUUGCUCUCCGGAGUUACUUAUAGAUAUUAUUUUAAAAUAAUUACUUUGUUAAUUACAUUAUAUAUUAAUUUUAGAGCCAAAGCAUCAAAUUUCGCACAUCCACUUGUGGUAUUGGAGAUUCUAGCAAGAAACGACAAUCUGAAGGUAGCAGAUGUAUUGGAUUACAUUGUCAAUUGGCUGGAGACUCAGAAUAAGUUUGUAAGGGGUUUAAGCAUCAUAUUUAACACUACUUUUGUUUUUAAAACGUUGAGCUUUGAAUGCAGAAGACUAAUAUUGAUGUUGAUGAUACACACUUUUAGAUAAACGAACACGAAAAGUUGAUAGAGAAAAGUGAAGAGGAAAUAGCUGAAAUGGACAAGAAAGCUGACAAUUUAGAGCAUGGGUACGGUUUAUUUUUUAAAAAUUGUUAUUUUUUGAUUUUUUCGUUUGCAUAUUAGUAUUACUCAAGCAAUUCUUUUCUCAAUUUUCUUACCUAAAAUACUAUUUUUAGUGUGCAAGUGUUCCAAGUGAGUAAAUGUUCGUCUUGUGAUGCUUCACUAUCAGUGCCAGCCGUCCACUUCGUAUGUAACCAUUCCUUUCAUCUACCUUGUUUCGAAUCGGCUUCUGAUGCACCAGAAGAGUGUCCAGUAUGUGCAAGUAACACGAAACAAGAUACGAACCAGCAGAAGAAAGGUGGCAACAUUUCUCAUUUGACGUUUUUACAAGAGGUGGGUUCAGCUUUUUUAAUUUUGGUAUUUUAAAAGUUUUAAACGGAAAUUUGACUUUUUAAAAUAUUUUUGGCAGGAUUUUUUUUAUUUCAAAUAUGAUCCUUUAAACUUCUGAUUAUGAAGUACAACUUGUAAUCAGAAAACGUGUAUUCAGAGCCUUGUGACAUAGAUAAGAACGUGUGAUAAUCAAAUGUUUGACGCUUAUAUAAUUGAAAAUUUUUUAUUUUCGAAAAAUAUUGAAGAUUUGUGGUUUUAGCUGCAAAGCUCUGACGAUGCCAUAAGUUUGAUAGCCAGUUACAUUGCCAAAGGCGCUUUUGAAAGUGGAAACACUUAA